Anopheles moucheti is the source of this 441-nucleotide messenger RNA. RefSeq lists its product as uncharacterized. Lineage: Eukaryota; Metazoa; Arthropoda; Insecta; Diptera; Culicidae. The coding region runs from base 1 to 441 and encodes 146 amino acids. The transcript has 3 exons. The record is from RefSeq and is a predicted model, not a curated record.
AUGUUACGUCUAGUUGUCCGUAAGCCACUCGUGCUACUGAUAGUUUUGAUUGCAUCGGUGGCUACCCUACCAGCGAAUCCGCGACCGGAACAGGAACGAGAAACGUAUCAUGGCUUAAUCCUGCCUAGAGCUUCCGACCCAAAGGUGGGGAAAUGUCUGGAGUCGUCUGAGCUGUUCUACGUAGAGACGCUGAUCGUUAUGAAGGACGACGCGAGUCACAUCAAUGCAACAAUGGAGAUUUCUAUUGCAAGCCCGAUCAAAAUAGAUUGCGUACGGAUAACGGCAAAAACAGAGCAUGAUCAAUUGGCAUUGCAGUGGAUGAAACUUUUGGAAACGAAUAAGAUCUUAAUAGGCGUCGCAGAAGAACCAUCUUCACAGUCAAAUGCUCUCGAGUACUCGGUGUUCGUGUACGCUGUGCUGGACAAACCGACAAGAAGCUGA